AUGGCGCCAAUCUCUCUGUCAAUCCGCAAAGCCGUGCCCGAGGAUGCUCCAACUGUCCUUGCAUUGGUGCGCUCGGCAUACCGAGGCGAGUCUAGCCGCGCUGGUUGGACCACUGAAGCAGACCUUGUCGACGAUCAGCGAAUAGACCUAGAAGGAGUCCUUGCUAAGAUCAAUGAGCCAUUUGGCGCGGUUCUUGUUGCCCACGAUGCAACUGGCGACAUGAUUGCAUGCUGCGAAAUUCUCAAGCAAAACGACACAGUUGGAUACUUUGGCCUAUUUGCUGUAAACCCGCUGCGUCAAGCCGGAGGCAUUGGGCGCAUCGUUUUGGCCAGGGCAGAAGAAUACGCCAAGCAGACCUGGGGGUUGUCUGAGAUGGAGAUGAGCGUCAUUUGGACUCGCGAGGAAUUAAUACAGUAUUAUCUGCGUAGAGGUUACCAGAGAACGGAAAAGAAGAAGCCUUUCCCCUACGACAGUCUUGUGAGCGGGAAGGCGCUGAGAGACGAUUUGUACUUUUCGGUGUUGGUCAAGGCUCUUUGA
This is a messenger RNA of Trichoderma asperellum CBS 433.97, 537 nucleotides long. RefSeq lists its product as uncharacterized. Gene Ontology annotation, molecular function: acyltransferase activity, transferring groups other than amino-acyl groups. The record is from RefSeq and is a predicted model, not a curated record. NCBI's taxonomy places the organism in Eukaryota, Fungi, Ascomycota, Sordariomycetes, Hypocreales, Hypocreaceae.